CAGCACCUUUCCCCGCUCUCCUGCGUUCUCUCGAGCCUCUCCGAGGUCCUACACCUUGCUUCCGCUGGUUAUUUUUCUGGUUUCCUCCCUCGCAUUGCUUCUUGCUGCGUUCUGAUGACCUCUGAGUAAUGUUCCCCGUCUUUCCCUCCUUCCCACUGUUCCCAGUGACAGCGUUACCUAGUUGCUGAGCUGCCAGAAACCUGUUCCUGUAUUCUCUUUCCUCGGUAGAUUCCUCCAAGUGAGAAAGCAGUUGUCUUCAGUAUGGUAUGCCACGACUAGGCCUCAGUCCAGUCACGAAAACCAAGUUUGAAGACUCGACUUUGCAUUGCUCACUGGAUUAUGCACAAGGCUCUCCCACCCAAUGAUCCUCUUGCAACACGCUGGGCUUCCUCCACCUAAGCAACCUUCAUACUCUCCUCCUAUGUCAGUGGCCACCAGGUCUACAGGACCCUUGCAGCUUCCACAGCAGAAGCCUUUUGGCCAGGAGGCUUCCUUGCCUCUGGCAGGGGAAGAAGAGUUACCUAAGGCAGGGGAGCAAGACUCUGCCCUGGAGGAGCUAUGUAAGCCCCUAUACUGCAAGCUCUGUAAUGUCACCUUGAACUCAGCACAGCAAGCCCAGGCUCAUUAUCAGGGUAAAAAUCAUGGUAAGAAACUCCGAAACUACUAUGCAGCAAAUAGCUGUCCUCCUCCUGCCAGAAUGAGCAAUGCCGUGGAGCCUGCAGCUGCUCCUGUUGUUUCAGUCCCUGCGCAGAUGGGCUCCUUUAAGCCAGGAGGCAGAGUGAUCCUGGCCACCGAGAACGACUACUGUAAGCUCUGUGAUGCCUCCUUCAGUUCGCCGGCUGUGGCGCAGGCUCACUAUCAAGGGAAGAAUCAUGCCAAGAGGCUGCGGCUGGCUGAAGCUCAGAGUAACUCGUUCUCGGACUCAUCAGAGGUGGGUCAACGGCGGGCCCGGAAAGAAGGGAAUGAAUUUAAGAUGAUGCCAAAUAGGAGAAAUAUGUAUACAGUACAGAAUAAUUCAGCAGGUCCUUAUUUCAACCCGCGCUCUCGGCAGAGAAUUCCGCGUGACCUCGCCAUGUGUGUUACUCCGAGCGGCCAGUUCUACUGCUCAAUGUGUAAUGUCGGGGCUGGUGAAGAAGUGGAAUUUCGGCAGCAUUUAGAGAGCAAGCAGCACAAAAGCAAGGUGUCUGAACAGCGGUACAGGAAUGAGAUGGAGAACCUGGGUUAUGUAUAGUGGUUGUCAUGUUCAGAUGGAGCAGCUUGUCCUGCCUGUUUGCCUUCUGUCUACUUGCCCUGCUUUGUGGUCCUUUGAUAUGAGUCCACUCUUCUGCUUGAUGUUAAUAACGUGUACCCUGCAAUGGUACCAUGAGAUGUCAAAAUCCCGGGGGCGGGGGGAGGGAGGCGUGCUUCUUAGGUCCUUACACUUUUCCAGGUCCACUGUGUUGAGCUAUUUAUAGCAUGUGACCUACCUACCCCAUGGGAAAUAACACUUUACCUUGGCUGAGUUCUGGUUGACUUAAUAAUAUGACUACAAAUUUCAUCUGCUCUUGCGGUUUUAGUUCUACGUACUGUUAGAUAAAGAAUUGUGUUGAGUUGAGUUCUUACUUGAGAUCACAAUGAAAGCUGAGAUUUGUUUCUCAAGGCCUCAAGGGAAUCAUCACCUCACUGCACUGCCAGUAGGAUGUCUCAUUGCAGUCCGUACUAGGGUCUUUCCACGAAUGGUUCCCUAUGUCAUGCCCCUCCAUCACUGAAGUGCAGGUUUCCUUGAAUUCAGACAUUUUCAGUGUGCUUGUGGUCCUCCAGACGGCUGGAGGUCCUUUCCCGUUGUGGAUUUCACGUAUUUGAUUGCCACCUUCUCCUCUCCCCUCACUCUCCCGUUGAAUCCUCUUGUCUCAUGGGCUUAUUUUCAUGCCCUACGUGCUGUUUUCCAAAUUGUGGAUUUGGAUGCAGGAGUUUGAGAUGGGCAUGGUUUUAAAAAGAAUAUUUCCCAUCUGAUUGAGGAAACAUGAAUUUGUAUUUGCUUUUUCAAUUUAGAGUUUGAUCUUCAUUGAUAGUAGUGUAACAUGCUAUUUAUGAUGGUCUUAACCAUAACAUAAGAUCUCUUCAUAUUUUCUUUGGGCAGGAAUUUUUAGAUGAACCAGUCCUUACACUAUUUCGUUCUCUGUUUGGUCCGUUUGUUGACGGUCCUGAAAAAAACCAUUAAUACCAUUACCUACUGUUUCAUAGGUAGAGGAGAAUUUUUUUAAAAGCGGGUCAAGUUUCAGUAUCACCAUUUCCAGUAGAAAAUUGUUUUUGCUUUUAAAAUAAGAAGCCACUUGUAUGUCUAGAUUACCAAUGGAGUAUUAUGUGAAGUUUCCUUAACUACAUUUGAAUCUACUUACUAUAUUUUACUUUACGUGGAGAAGAUAGGUGCUCAUCUAUGCUUCUUUUGAAAGACCAGGCUCACCAGGAAGUUUAUAGUGAGCAGUAGUAUUUUUGUAUGUUGGCAGAUGCUUAUUUGAUUCCUUGUUAUUAAUUGAAACUCUUGGUAACCUUGAGAAUUGUACAGGCAAAUAGAUAAAAAGGUAUGAUCAUCAUUUGUUUUUGGUAAUACUUUGGAUCAAUUUUAAACAGUCUAGACCUAUAAUUAAAAUUAUAGUUUCUGUAAGGUGGUGGUUUAUUGAAAAGUAGAAUUAUUUGGUAAAUUUUUUUUUUCUCCCAGAAACAGAAGAAUGAAAUAACUUUCUGUUUAGAUUCUCUCUGGAUCUGUAACUCUUGUAAUAGCCCUUUUUGCAGUAGCCGAGUCUCUAAAGUAUAGUUAAAUAGGGCUAUUGAAGACUUGUCUUAUUGGCCAGUAGGUUACUCAUUUUGCUGCUAAAUGUAUUUUUUGGUAGAUGUUAAUAUAGUACGGGUUUUACGAUUAUUUAAAAAAUCUCAUUUUUUUUCUAUAGGUGUGUGUACACAUAUCACACGUUACCCUCCCCUCCGAAUUUCAUAUGAUUCCCUGGAGAGAAUUUCACUGGAUCCUUACUCCAGAUACCAUUAAAUAUUGUGGAUAUGAAUUUACUUUUUGUAAAAGCAGCAUUCAUCUACUUUCAGUUUUUCCUUUGGAAAUGAAAUUAAAGGAUGUGUUUCCCUGCCCUCUUCACCGAACAGGUUCAAUAUAUGUGUACAAAAAGCAGUGGACUUAAGGGCUUGAUGUUUUUUUCAGGCCUUGUAUAUUCAGGUUUCCAGUUUCCCAGUGCCCUUAAUGGAUGUUAUGAAUGCAUAAGCAUAUUUUCUUUUAAAGAAAGAAGUUAGAUUUAUAGUGUUAUUUCUUACUUGCUAUAUUUCUUUGCACUAACAGAGAAUGAUGUGUUUGUUUUAUAUGACACUUUAGUACCAUAUUGCCUAAAGGAUUCAAUUUCUUAAUUUCCGAAUUCUAGUCGAUAAAUACCUUCCACGAUCACUUACAGAGCUUUCCUGCACAUCUGAAAGACAUCACAGAUCUCUAUGGUAGUAGCUUGUGUUUUGGGCUAGUUACGUUGCAGUGUUCUUUUUGUUCCACAGGUGAGACAGGGUGGCGGAAGCUGCCGUCACUGCGUGGAACGGUUUCUUGUAUUGGCGCACUUUGUGUAGACAGUGUUUCUUCCUGCUUGAUAGGCUGCUGUUGCCUCUGAAUUAGUGAUACGUAAUCUCGGUUGAUUUCAUUUUGUGAAGUCCAGUCCUGCUCUGUAAUGUGCUUUAGGAUCUGUUCAUCAGAAACCAUGCCUCUUUUUAUAUGCUGUGUACAAGGAUGGACAGAGGCCUAAACAAAGAAAAACCUUUAGCUAAAAAAAAAAGUAGAUUUCAGUAAUCAUCUGUAAGAAUGUGUAGCAUCAAAAUCUCUUUUCUCUGUGACUGUCCGUGUGUACAUUGCCAUUAAAAAAAUCAAUAUUAGAAGAUAAUUAUCAACUCUUCUAAGCUACUGAGAGCGAAAGGUUAUAAAGGAAAAUUUCCAUGUUUCAACUAAGAUUGGAUUGUAUAUGCCUUUAAAGUGUGUGUGUUCUUGAAGUUUAGUUAUAAAAUGCAAUGUGUCCUGUGAUCCCCUGAGUCCUCACUGAAUAGAAAAUACUUCUUUGGUCUUGUCUUGGGUCAUGUCUUGGUCAUGUCCUGCAACUUGUAAAUAUGUACAUGUUGUUUAUUAUGUUGAUUUGCUGGUCCUUUAUUGCACUGAAUUCUGUAAAGUGAAUACUUUUUUAUCAUUCAUUCUGAAAAAUUCCCCCACCACACUCUCUGCCACUUUUUUCCUCUUUAAUUAAUUGAUAGACUUAGACACCCAUAGGAUUUUUGAGACUCUGAGUGUGAAUGAAGAACCAUAGCUGAGAUCUUCACAUAUGUCUCACUUAACAGGCUAAUGGGAAGCACCAGGUCUUCCACCUCCCUUUGCAGAGCUGUUCUGUAGAACUGUAUGCUUGUUUAUGGCUACCGAGCUACAAUUUGAACACGAAGGGAAGGAGGAGUAUAUAUAUACAUUUAUAUGUUCAUGCACCUACCUGUAUAUGUAUAUAUUUGGUUAAAUCUUCCUCUGCAGAUAGGUUCUAAGGAUUAGCAGUGGGAUUUAUGGUCUCUUCAUGCCCGAGUUGUCUGCUACUGUGAACAACAACAGUUUGAGGCCGGUGCAGUGACCUACGUAAAAUGCGUCUUGUUUGUGACAGGGAGAGACACGUAAGGAACAGUUCAAUACAGUGUUCUCUGCAGAGAGGCCUAAAGGUGGUAGAUGCGCAGCCUGGCUUGGUUCUGUCAGUGUCAGAACUUAGGCUGGAAGUACGCACUUAAGAACUUGGCGGGACUUGUUCUAAGACGAUAGACACGAGUACUCAUUUCUUAGAAAUAAGUGGAGGAGUGAUGUGUUAGGGUAGGCAAGGUUUUGAAAAGGUGUUUUAAAAUAUCCCACCUUACCAUCUGUUUUUUGUUUUUUCUUACCAGACAAAUCACUGUUGAGGCAUUCCAUGUAUGAUAAAAAGUGUUGCAUUGCUGUUUUCGUGUUCUUGGUAGGGGAACUCCUACCACUGUGAGCUGUUACUGUCAAUGUAGCUGAAUGAACAAAUAGCUGUAAAUAGCCUCUCAUAAGAUUUCUACUGAUAACUGUUGGAUGUUUUCUUCCCAUUAUAAAUGGGGGGAUCAUUUGUAAACUCCCUUUCUGGGUAGCUACCAAAAAAAGUACUGGCUUAUGGUCCCGUGUGACCCUGUGUCCGUUAAGCCCAGAAUACGAGUGCCUUUAGCAAGUGUUAGCAUUUCACAGAGGAGAGAUGACAGAAUUACUGCUGUUAGUCAUGGUUCACAGAACAGGAGCUUGGAAUAGCAGAGGUCUGUGUGGAUUCUGUUCUACAUGUUUUUGUUGCUGCAGUCUCAAUUUGAUAGUAAGUAAAACUUAAUUGGUCAGGAAACAUAUACCUUGAACACAAAUCCAGGUAUCUCAGGCUGGCAGUCGUCACCUUGAUGUGUUACUUUCAUAUGUAGUGAAUGGUAGUGUGGGAGAUUCGGGGAGCUUUACACUGAUGUUUGGAUAAAUUCUUUAUUCCAGUGUCUUUUUCCAAAAGACUUGCUCAUGUGUUUCUAGAGGAGAGAAUGACAUAUUUCAAAUAAAGUGUAUUAUCAACCUG
Molecule: messenger RNA, 5600 nt
Organism: Chinchilla lanigera (long-tailed chinchilla)
Lineage: Eukaryota; Metazoa; Chordata; Mammalia; Rodentia; Chinchillidae
Gene: Zmat3
Product: zinc finger, matrin-type 3
Exons: 6
Coding region: 362-1231 (289 amino acids)
Molecular function (GO): nucleic acid binding; zinc ion binding
Source: RefSeq, a predicted model, not a curated record